CCUCCUCCUCGGCGUUCCCACGCCCACUCGGCGGGCUCUCGACCUCCACGUCAGGGCCGCGCCGCGGAGAUGGCGGCUCAGAAGAUAAACGAGGGGCUGGAACAUCUGGCCAAAGCAGAGAAAUACCUGAAAACUGGUUUUUUGAAAUGGAAGCCGGAUUAUGACAGCGCCGCUUCUGAGUAUGGAAAAGCAGCUGUUGCUUUUAAGAAUGCCAAACAGUUUGAGCAAGCAAAAGACGCCUGCCUGAAGGAAGCUGUGGCCCAUGAGAACAACAGGGCCCUUUUUCACGCUGCCAAAGCAUACGAGCAAGCUGGCAUGAUGCUGAAGGAGAUGCAGAAGCUCCCAGAGGCUGUUCAGCUGAUCGAGAAGGCCAGCAUGAUGUACCUGGAAAACGGCACCCCAGACACGGCCGCCAUGGCCCUGGAGCGGGCCGGGAAGCUGAUAGAGAAUGUAGAUCCAGAAAAGGCUGUGCAGUUAUAUCAGCAGACAGCCAACGUGUUUGAAAAUGAAGAGCGCCUGCGGCAGGCCGUUGAACUCCUGGGAAAAGCCUCUCGGCUGCUGGUGCGCGGGCGCAGGUUUGAUGAGGCGGCACUCUCUAUUCAGAAAGAAAAAAACAUUUACAAGGAAAUUGAGAAUUAUCCAACUUGUUAUAAGGUAUGUUUUCAAAGUGCUUAUGGUGUCCAGGUUUUUGGGGGGCAGAGACCAGGCCCUGGCGCACAGUACGCGAAGCUGGGCCUGAGCCUGGUGGUCCCAGGAGGAGGAGUCAAGAAAAAGGCAGCAGCCCCCCCGCAGGCCAAACCUGAAGGCACUGCUGCCCCUGCCGCCGAGGAUGAGGAGGACGAGUACGCUGGGGGGCUGUGCUAGGCUCGGCCCUGCCGGCAUGACUCACACCCCCGGACUCCGCGGCGGAGUGCGGCUGGACUCAUGGGGUCCUGGCUCUGAUGCUGUAAGACAAUGCUGGUUCCCGGACCACUGCCCUGCCCGCUGCCUGGAAGCAUUUCCUUCCUUCCCCUGACAAGAGCUCUUCUCAGACACCAGCAGGAAUUGACAGAGGAACAUCCCAUCACGUCAUAGUUGAUUUUAAAAUUGGCAAACCCAUUUCUCGACAGACUUGUUCUAAACAAAAGGGGUAACACGCAUGGACAUUCUUUUCUCUCGGGCUCAUGUCAUUUACUGUUAGAGAAGUUGUUUGCAUUUUAUUUCAUAAUUGCUGCUAAAAGUGAAGUUUACUGGUUAAACAAAGUAAUAUUGUAAACAUUUGUUUUCAAAAGGAGAUUUAUGCCCCUUGAUAAUUGGAGACAUUUAAGUUAUUAAACCUUCAGAUGGAGUGUAGGCCAGAGGCUGUUCUGAGCCUUACAACGUUGCUUCUCCCAGAACAAGACGCAGCUGGAGCGUCACGUGGACGCUGAACACUCUGACGGGGGCAUGUCCCAGGGCUCUGUGCACAUCUCCAGUCCUCUCUGGAUCGUGGGCAUUUCCUCCUGAAGCUCAGCGACCGUCUCUUCACCUGCCAGGUUGUUGACCAACCUUAGUCCUGCAGACCUGUCCUGAGGACCCUGGCUCAAUGCAGAGGUGCUCUCUGUAAACCUCCCGCGUGUGGCUGAGAGCAGGACUGGCUGCACAUGUGGGGCGCUGGUGUGUGGUUCCUUCCCGGCCUCUCCUGAUGGGUUGUCUUCAAGGUGUUCUCUGCGUGAGCUCAGCCCUCUCUCCUGGUGGGAAGAAGCCCAGAUGCUGCAGUGCAGCUGAUGCCACUGCCUGGCCUCCUGGGCUCAGGUCUGCUGGCUUCCCGGGAACACGGAGGUGGUAUCAUCUUCACCUUCACGGAGGUGAAGGUCACCCUGGGCUCUGGGAGGGUCCAGGGAGUGUCCUUGUGGGGCGGGUGGGUGGUAGAUGAACUCUUUCUGGAAGGUCUGGGUCAGAACACUAAUGAGCAUCCUCCUCCAGGCCUCCACCCCCCGGCCCUGGCACCCAGGUGGUCUGCGGGCAGUGGCUCUUCCCAGCCCUUGUUUGGGGACACUGGUCUCCGUAGCAUCCGUGCUCAGUGACGCGUUAAUAGUGCACACCUGUCCUUGCUGCUGUGCCCUCCACAUCCAGCCACCCUCCAGGAGUCACCUUGAUGUGCAUUUGAGCUCGUUCACAGCCAUCUCAGCAGAUUUGGCCACACCUAGAAGAUGCUUUCAACCGCGUUGUGUAGACUGUUAUCCAGUGCAGCCUUGGAAGAAAGGCUUCACAUCUACUCUUUUCCUUCAUAUUAAUAGAACAAAAUUGCAUACUGAGCCGGGGGUGUCCUGCAGGGCUUGGGGGCUUGUGGGGCUUGGGGAGUGGGCCUCCCAAUGCAGGGGGCUGGAACCCAGGCAUCCCUGACUAUCCCCACCCCACCCCCACGGGUUACGGCGCGUGCGGGGCAGGUGGCUGUUCCCCUGACAUCAGGGCUUCCUGCCUGGGGCCUGGUGAGAAGUGUCUCCUCUUCCUGCUCACAGAAGCUGUUCUCGGGGGCGCUCAGGAGCAGGGAGUGGUGGUCCCAGCAGGGAAAGGGAUUCUGAGCUCGUGUGGCCCCUUUUCCCGGAGUGGGGUCUGUGUGCGCCUUCCCAGCAAUCCCCAUGCUGUCUUGUGUGAGUGAACCAGUCUGCAGAGUCUAAUAUAUUGAACUUAACUGUACAUAUGCAGAGUGUGGUAUUUGUGUAUGAAACUGCUUUAUUCCUGUUUUUUUCCAGCUUUGAUGAAUGAUAUUAAAUGUUAUGGAAAUGCCGAUUAUUGCUUCUAUGGGAAGAUAAUUACAAAAAUAAAAUCUGAAACCAUGCAA
Messenger RNA from Odocoileus virginianus texanus, 2803 nucleotides. The record is from RefSeq and is a predicted model, not a curated record. NCBI's taxonomy places the organism in Eukaryota, Metazoa, Chordata, Mammalia, Artiodactyla, Cervidae.